AUGCCUCGUGCUCCAAGAACCUACUCCAAGACUUACUCUGUCCCAAAGCAACCAUACGAGUCUGCUCGUUUGGACGCUGAGUUGAAGUUGGCCGGUGAAUUCGGUUUGAAGAACAAGAGAGAAAUCUACAGAAUCAACUUCCAAUUGUCCAAGAUUAGAAGAGCUGCUCGUGAGUUGUUGACCAGAGAUGACAAGGACGAGAAGAGAUUGUUCGAGGGUAACGCUUUGAUCAGAAGAUUGGUUAGAGUUGGUGUUUUGCCAGAGGACAAGAUGAAGUUGGAUUACGUUUUGGCCUUGAGACCAGAGGACUUUUUGGAGAGAAGAUUGCAAACCCAAGUUUUUAAGUUGGGCUUGGCUAGAUCUAUUCACCACGCUAGAGUCUUGAUCUCUCAAAAGCACAUUGCUGUUGGUAAGCAAAUUGUCAACAUUCCAUCUUUCAUGGUGAGAUUGGACUCUCAAAAGCACAUUGACUUCGCUCCAAACUCCCCAUACGGUGGUGGCAGAGCUGGUAGAGUCAAGAGAAAGAACCAAGGUAAGGGUGAGGAUGCCGAGGAGGCUGACGAUAAAGAUAUGUCCGAAAAGGCUGAAUCUGAAAAGUACUGGGUCCUCGUCCCAGGCGGCACUACAGACUGA
Messenger RNA from Metschnikowia bicuspidata var. bicuspidata NRRL YB-4993, 633 nucleotides. It is a transcript of the gene RPS9B, whose product is annotated as 40S ribosomal uS4 domain-containing protein. The coding region runs from base 1 to 633 and encodes 210 amino acids. Gene Ontology annotation, biological process: positive regulation of translational fidelity; translation. The transcript has 4 exons. Gene Ontology annotation, molecular function: structural constituent of ribosome; rRNA binding. The record is from RefSeq and is a predicted model, not a curated record. Lineage: Eukaryota; Fungi; Ascomycota; Pichiomycetes; Serinales; Metschnikowiaceae. Gene Ontology annotation, cellular component: cytosolic small ribosomal subunit.